This is a messenger RNA of Odocoileus virginianus texanus, 816 nucleotides long. The record is from RefSeq and is a predicted model, not a curated record. Lineage: Eukaryota; Metazoa; Chordata; Mammalia; Artiodactyla; Cervidae.
UUGUGACAUAUUCUGAAGAUGUAUCUGCUCAAGUUCAAGCUGGGAGGAUAUGAGCACAUUGGUUUAGUCUCCAAGGAGGAAGAGGGGACAGUUUUAGACUUAGGCCAGUCAGUAUCUGCUUUUCCUUCUUGAGACUGGGACCAUUGUAAGUUCUAUUUCGGGAGAAGAGAAUUGCAUGGGAGUUGACACUGAGGAAAGUGUGAAGUUAUGGGGAAUUUCAAAGGCCAUGCUCUCCCUGGAUCCUUCUUUCUUAUCAUGGGGAUUUGGUGGACUAUAAAGUGCAUUCUGAAAUAUGCCUUCAAAAAGCAGAAACGGACUUCUUACCUUGAUUCCAAAGCAUUAUUCCGUCGAAUUGAAGUGUUGGAAGGAAUCAUAAUAGUUGGAAUGGCUUUAACUGGCAUCCUUGGAGAACAGUUCUUUCCUGGAGGACCACACCUGACCUUGUAUGACUACCAAGAGGGUCAAUGGGUCCAACUCCUGAGCUGGCAGCAUUUUACCAUGUACUUCUUCUUUGGGCUGCUGGGUGUGACAAACAUCUUAUCUUCUACCAUCAUUUCACUUCCUGCCUCCUUUAGCAAGUUAAUGUUAUCAAAUGCCUUAUUUGUGGAGGCUUUUGUCUUCUACAAUCACAUUCAUGGCCGGGAAGUGCUGGACAUCUUUGUGCACAAGCUUCUGGUCUUGGUCAUCUUUUCGGCAGGCCUGAUUGCCUUCUUGGAGCUUUUCACACAGACCAGUAUAACUGUGGAACUUCUGCGGACAAGCCUUAUCCUGCUUCAGGGAAGCUGGUUCUGGCAGCCUUAGCUCCUGCAUUAGUGU